ACACCAAGGGGACACACGGCAACGGCGGCCCUGAAACCGACCAGCCGAGCCAUUAAUGCCCUUGCUGUCGCUGAGGGCGACUAUAAGCGUUAAUAAUGCUGCUUCCUAAGGGCGGCGUCAGCUGGAAAGCUGCGAGAUCAAGUCUACCACCAACGAGGGCGAUAUGGGUGCUGUUCACCAGGUCGCGGUUCCUGCUUCUCGUCGCCCUCGCCGGCAUAAUAGUCUUGCUAUGGCGAGGCAUCAGAAGCUCUGCGCCUGAUAUGCAAAGGUUCUACUGCUGGGGACCUUCAAAACCACCCAUGGAGAUGACGCCGAACGAACAGGCGUCGUGGACCGCCCACCUCAGUACCCCCGUCAUCUUCAACCACCAUGCCCCGCUCGAGAUCAACUCGUCCACCAUCCAGCAUGUCGACCUGAACCCCAUCAAGUCCACGACAAAGGCCGUGCAAAACAACGAGCGAGUCCUCAUCCUCACGCCGCUCAAGGAUGCCUCUCGGUACCUCUCUAAAUACUUUGAACUUGUCGCCAAGCUGAGCUACCCCCACCACCUCAUCGACCUCGCUUUCCUCGUCAGCGAUACCACCGACGACACUCUGGCCGUGCUCGCCGCGGAGCUCGACCGGAUCCAGAAGCGCCCAGACAGCGUCCCAUUCAGGAGCGCAAUGGUGGUACAAAAGGAUUUUGGCUUCACGCUGAGCCAGGAUGUUGAGGACCGCCACGGCUUCAAGGCCCAAGCGCCACGGCGCAAAGCCUUGGGCAAGGCCCGAAACUACCUCCUCUCCACGGCGCUCAAGCCUGAGCAUUCGUGGGUGUAUUGGAGAGAUGCGGAUAUUGUCGACAGCCCCGAGAAGAUCAUCGAGGACUUCAUUGCCCAUGACCGGGAUGUUCUCGUUCCCAAUAUCUGGUUCCACCGCUAUCAGGACGGCCGCGACAUUGAAGGCAGAUUCGACUACAACUCGUGGGUCGAGUCCGACAAGGCUCGCAAGCUAGCUGCGAGCCUGGAAAAGGAUGUUAUCCUUGUUGAGGGCUACAAAGAGUUCGACACCGGGAGGACGUACAUGGCCAGGAUGGGCGACUGGCGGGACAACAAGGACCAGGAGAUUGAGUUGGACGGCGUCGGCGGCGUCAACAUCAUCGUCAAGGCCGACGUGCACAGAUCAGGGAUCAACUUUCCGUGCUACGCUUUCGAGAACCAGGCCGAAACAGAAGGCUUUGCGAAGAUGGCCAAGCGCGCUGGGUAUGGCGUUUACGGCCUGCCCAACUACGUCGUCUGGCAUAUCGACACCGAUGAGAAGGGCGGAAACGUAUAGGCCGACCACACUCCUUCGCCGACCCGGCCCACGGAAACCAACCCGCCGUGAUGUCGGUCCCCAGAGGAAGCGAUAUUUCCCUGGUUUAUUGUACGACAGCCCAUGACGCAUCUCGAAACAGAACCUCACCAACUUGGGGGGUCAGGCGUUAGGCGGUUAAGACGUGAUUUUGUUUAUUCUCUUCACUGUUUGCAUCUUCUUCGCUCUGUUUCAUUCUCCUUCGAAGUGACGAGCAUGAUGUGGCAUAACACUCGACAACACCGAGCCGACCUCUCGAGGUCUCCUCCGGGUUGGCUUCAUUUUCAUCUUCUUAACCGUGUCGCGGGCACUUCAGAACGGGAACCGAG
Molecule: messenger RNA, 1657 nt
Organism: Chaetomium fimeti
Lineage: Eukaryota; Fungi; Ascomycota; Sordariomycetes; Sordariales; Chaetomiaceae
Product: Anp1-domain-containing protein
Exons: 6
Coding region: 96-1310 (404 amino acids)
Biological process (GO): cell wall mannoprotein biosynthetic process; protein N-linked glycosylation
Cellular component (GO): mannan polymerase complex
Molecular function (GO): alpha-1,6-mannosyltransferase activity
Source: RefSeq, a predicted model, not a curated record